CUCCGGCGCACAGGGAAAGCGGCAGCAGGGGGCAGUGCGCGGCAACAGCGCUUCUCCCGGAGCGGAAGCCCUGGGGCGGACCCCGGCGGGCGCGGAGCUGUCUGCGAGUGCCGGGUUGUCGCUGGUGGGGCGGGCAGGGGCGGGCCAACUCCUCGUCUGCCCUCCCCUCCUGGGCCUCGCUACCUGCGGCCUCGGCCUUGGAGAGGUUCUAACCUCGGCAGUGUACGAGUCCUUUAGUCGUAUGCUUGUACGGAGGUGCCGCUAAAAGCCAAGUAGAUGAGAUCAUUUCACACUCUUGUUUUGAAAGAAGUGGUCAAAGGAAAUGGAUAGCUAUUCUGACUUCAAUGGAAACAACCUCUCAUCUUCAGUUAAUAUGUCUGUUUCUUUGCCUGAAGAACUUGGACUCAAUGCCACCAGCAGUACUCCUUCUAUGUCAAUAAGCAGGCUUUUCCCAGCCUUGUUAGAAUGCUUUGGAAUAAUUCUUUGUGGAUACAUAGCUGGAAGAGCCAACAUUAUCACAUCAACUCAGGCCAAAGGACUGGGAAAUUUUGUGUCCCGUUUUGCACUCCCAGCUCUACUGUUUAAAAACAUGGUGGUACUUAAGUUUUCUAAUGUGAAUUGGUCCUUCCUGUACAGUAUUUUAGUUGCCAAAGCUGCUGUGUUUUUCUUAGUCUGUGUUUUAACAUUGUUGGUAGCAAGACCCGAGAAUCGAUUUAGCAAAGCAGGCUUGUUCCCUAUUUUUGCUACACAAAGCAAUGACUUUGCACUGGGAUAUCCAAUAGUUGAAGCUUUAUAUCAAACCACUUACCCAGAAUAUCUCCAGUACAUUUACCUAGUGGCUCCAAUAUCUCUGAUGAUGCUAAACCCCCUGGGGUUUAUCUUCUGUGAAAUCCAGAAGUGGAGGGAUAAUCGCACUGUGUCACAAAGCAAAAUCAAAAUAGUGGGCCUAGCACUUCUUCGAGUUUUGCAGAACCCAAUUGUGUUCAUGGUCUUCAUAGGAAUUGCCUCAAACUUUAUUCUUGGCCAGAAAAUUCCUGAAUACCUUGAAAACUUCCUUGAUGGACUGGGCAGUUCAUUUUCUGGCUCUGCACUUUUUUACCUUGGACUAACUAUGGUGGGACAAACUAAAAAACUGACAAAGAGUAUGUUUGUUACACUGAUCCUUCUCAUCACAGCUAAACUACUUAUGAUGCCAUUUCUCUGUAGGGAAAUGGUGGAACUCUUUGACAAGAGUGACAACGUCGUCAACCAUACCAGUUUAUCAAACUAUGCAUUUCUUUAUGGAGUUUUUCCAGCAGCACCUGGUGUCGCAAUAUUUGCAAGUCAAUUUAAUAUGGAAGUGGGAAUUAUUACCUCAGGCAUGGUGAUAAGCACUUUUGUGUCUGCACCUAUUAUGUAUGUUUCUGCAUGGCUGCUGACAAUUCCAUCUAUGGACCCCAACCCACUGGCAUCUGCACUCCAAAAUGUUAGCUUUGACAUAAGUAUUGUCAGUCUUAUUUCUCUGAUCUGGUCUCUUACUGUUAUUCUUUUGAGUAAGAAAUACAAACAGCUUCCUCAUAUGAUUACAACAAAUCUCCUUGUUUCUCAGUUUAUUGCUUGCAUUGGAAUGGUUGCAUGGAAUUUCAUUGUUAAAGAGGAGGACAUUACUCUGCAGAUCCUAGUAUUUAUAUUCCUCUACAGCUCACUUUAUAGCACCUACCUGUGGACAGGUUUUCUGUCUUUCUCUUUGUUUCUGCUGAGGAAGAGAGAAACAGUAAAGAUUCCCGUUGGGUUCAUUAUCGUAGCUGGAUGGGGAAUUCCAACACUUCUGGUGGGAAUCUUGCUAAUUUUUGGUGAAUGUAACAACACUAGUAUUGACUCUGCCUUUUUCUAUGGAAAAUAUCAGAUAAUUACCACAGCAGUGAUUCUUUUCAUCAGUAUAUUGAUGUCAGGUAUCUCACUUAUGUGCAUGAACAGAAGUAGGGAAGAGUCAAGCUAUGAGGUGUUGAACCCAUAUUCACCACGUAGCCAAGUGGAGGAAGUUGAAGUAGGAGGGAGUGAAGGGAAUCAGGUUUCAGCCACUGUUCCUCAGUCUUCUGCAGCAUCUUCUGCACAGAAUUCUCCAGAGUCUCCUGCACAGCUACCUGCUGAAAGAGGUUGCUGUUCUUGUCAGACAAUAAAUGGUGAAUUAUCCUGUGCUGGAGAAAGCAAAGUGUCAAAUUCUGUUGAAAGCAAAGUUCCUCCAAUUGAAACAGCUGAUCAGUGUGUGAAUCGUUGCAGUGCUCAAACCUGUGUAUUGGCUCAGGAAGAACAGCUUCUACAGACUGGAGACAAACAGUUGGCCAGACAUGUGCUGCUGUGCUUACUUCUUGUUGUUGGCUUGUUUGCUAAUCUUUCCAGUUGUUUGUGGUGGCUAUUCAACCAGGAGCCUGGAAGGCUGUAUGUGGAAUUGCAGUUCUUCUGUGCCGUGUUUAAUUUUGGUCAGGGUUUCAUUUGCUUUGGUAUUUUUGGCUUAGAUAAGCAUUUAAUCAUUCUACCAUUCAAGCGAAGACUGGAAUUUUUCUGGGGAGGAAGAGAAGCAGCAGGGCACAGCGAUCCCUCUGUACCUGAGGAAAUAAGGAUGACCUGUCAACAGUUUGUUCGUUAUCAUAGAGAUCACUGUGUCAAAAGUAUUGUCAGAGGCAGAAGGUGUGGUGCAAAGAUCUCCACUGGCAUCUUCUUUGGCUGUGACCUGGUGAACUGGCUCAUUCAAGUUGGCCUCGCCUCUGACCGUGGUGAAGCCGUGAUGUAUGGAGACAGACUGAUGAAAGGAGGCGUCAUCCAGCAUAUCACAAACGAGUUUGAAUUUCGGGAUGAAUAUUUGUAUUACCGCUUUAUUCCGAAGAGAUCAGUUCCAGUUGAGAGUCAUUGACUUGAGCAUGUAGACAGAGGACAGGCAAUUAGGGGUGAGUCUGACCACCUCGUCUGCCUUCACCACUGGAAUUGGCAGUAUUUCAGUCCUGGGGCUCCCCAAGAGUUGUGCUAUUUUCUCUUUUAAAGUUAAGAGAUGUGGUUCUACUUGAGUCUAACCUGAAUGAAAUGGUAGCAACUGAUAUUUGCUGAGUGUUCCAACCCAAAUGCAACAAGAACAAAGUAAGAUGCUCUGCAUCUAGAGCAUUUUUUUUUCAAUUUUGAACAAAACACAUAGUAAAAUGUGUGUCGCUGUCAUAUUAGAGAGGCAUUAUAACAGCAGCUUUAGCGACUGGUGCCACAAGUUAAAACAAACCAACCAAACAAAACAUGAAUGGGAGAGAUUUUUCAUGUUACUCUAUUUUCUCCGUAUUUUAGUGUGAUAAAAUAGCAAGGUUUAUGGUCAGGCUUUCUCCUAACUUCAUGGAAGAUUUCUUCCAUCAUACCCGUUUUUACUACUCUACUCCUAUCUAGCCCCAGAAAACUUUUCUAGCUGUUUACACCUCAGGCCAGGUGGUUAACUUCUUCCUUAAAGAUAAAAUCCUCUAUUUGUAAAAUCAGAAUUGUUGUGAAGGUGAUUCUGAUGUGAGGUAAUACUGAGUGGAAGAAAUUAUAGUUUUGUACAAACUUACCAAAUUUUAAAACUGUGUAAAAAUAUCCACCACUUCCCCACGUUAGGAAAAAAAGUCCCAUAUAAUGGAAUUUCAUAUCAAAUUGUUGUUUCUGAUGUUUUGCCUUAUGGUGGCAGUAACAGCUUUGUCAAGAGUAGAUCUUUUAAUUUAUUAUUUUUUUUCCCUUCUGAAAUUAGCUAUUCCAGUUUAAUUCAGAAGGGCCAGCCUUAAAUAAAGAUGUUCUGGAUGCCUUGACUUGUGCAGGUAUCCCAGACAAAGUAAAUUAUCAAAUCAUAAAGCUUUUUAACUUAAAUAUUUACAUCUGUUAUAUAAAGAAUCCAAACUGAACAUCCAAGUUAGGGUUUAGAGUAGCUAGAGAACCUAAAUUUUUGGUAUUGGAUGCCUAGCACAGAUUUCUAGUAUCCUCCUAUGAUGAUUAAAUACCUACUCUGAUGUCAUUCAGAUUCCUGUGCACUGAAGGCCGAAACUGUGUCUUCUGCAGUGUUUUGGAAAAGGUAAAAGACAAACUGUAGCAUCUGAUAGCCAUUAUACUGUCUUUUUAAAACUGCAAGAACAGCAUUUAUAUACCUAUAGAAAAAUUUUAUAUGGUGAGGGAA
This is a messenger RNA of Dryobates pubescens (Downy woodpecker), 4156 nucleotides long. RefSeq names its product G protein-coupled receptor 155 (gene GPR155). NCBI's taxonomy places the organism in Eukaryota, Metazoa, Chordata, Aves, Piciformes, Picidae. The record is from RefSeq and is a predicted model, not a curated record. Bases 323 to 2890 code for a protein of 855 amino acids. Gene Ontology annotation, biological process: transmembrane transport; intracellular signal transduction. Gene Ontology annotation, cellular component: membrane. The transcript is spliced from 16 exons.